GCAAGAGAGAAAGAGUACUGUUAGUGUGCAAGUAUUCUGUGUGAAGUGCCUAUGAGGUGCGAGGUCAGUAGAGUUCUGACAUAACGAAUUAUCUGAGCAGACAUUUCUUUCGGUAAGUGUAACGGUAGUAAAAAGUUUCUUUCCUUCUAAAAAGGCGGUUAGCAUUUUUCAUUUUUAAUUUUUGCCCAUCUAAAUAUUAGAUACAAUGGAUAUGGAAUUCAGUGAUUCGUCUGAUGAAUCCGUAUCUGGAAUCAUGCGAAAGAGACGAAGAAAUAGAAUACUUUCAUCAUCACCAUCGGACAUGGCAACUGAUAGAAAUACCACGGAGGAAGAAGUUUGGGAGUCUGAUGUGGAGGAACAAGAUGAUGAUGCAGAAUGGCGAGAAAUAGCAGAAAAAUCUGCAUCAGAGGAAGAGUAUUCGGAAGAAGAAGAGCUACUGAUCAAAGAGACGAACUGCGAUGAUCCUGUUGCAUUAUAUAAAUUGUUCUUCACGAACGAGAUAUUGGACAUCAUCGUUGAAGAGACGAACAGAUACGCUGUACAGUGCAUAGUGAAUGCGGCAUAUGGCAGGAGAUAACAUCAACAAGCAUGGAACCCCGUUACAAAAAGUGAAUUGAAUACCUUUAUUGGUAUUUUGCUUAUUAUGGGUGUAGUGCAGGUACCUGAAAUUCGAUUAUAUUGGUCCGAAAAGGCGAUGUAUGCGAAUGCGCGU
Molecule: messenger RNA, 712 nt
Organism: Orussus abietinus
Lineage: Eukaryota; Metazoa; Arthropoda; Insecta; Hymenoptera; Orussidae
Exons: 1
Coding region: 206-577 (123 amino acids)
Source: RefSeq, a predicted model, not a curated record